This is a messenger RNA of Epithele typhae, 1791 nucleotides long. RefSeq names its product protein kinase subdomain-containing protein PKL/CAK/Fmp29. The transcript is spliced from 3 exons. Gene Ontology annotation, cellular component: mitochondrion. NCBI's taxonomy places the organism in Eukaryota, Fungi, Basidiomycota, Agaricomycetes, Polyporales, Epitheliaceae. The record is from RefSeq and is a predicted model, not a curated record. Bases 1 to 1791 code for a protein of 596 amino acids.
AUGCGCGGUAUUGGACGGAAAAGAUGGUCCCUAAGCUUCUCCCGGCCUUCCUUCCCGCUGCAGACACUCCAACAGUUUAAUUCCUUUCGUCUCGGACACAGUUCCCGUUCUGCACCAAGCCCUUGCGUGGGUAGUAGUAGCACCACUCGAGCCCUAUCAAGUUUUGUGCAGAACCAUAAUGAAUGGUUUGAAGACACAACCGGGCGUUGGCUCUUCAACGACGCCCGUCGCCGUGAAGAGCGAAUACGCAUGUUUGAUGUGCACGAGUUGUGCAGGCUCGCAGCGGACUCCGUGGGCCGGCGUCCCAGCGACAUCAUCCGCUUCGAAAAGCUGGCCGAGGGCACUUCCAACCGCGUCUUCCGCAUCACCAUGGACGACAACUUCCAGAUGAUCGCCCGCAUCCCAUACCCCGUCGUCCACGCCAAGUACCUCGUCGUCGCAAGCGAAGUGGCGACGCUCUCGCUGCUCCGCUCAGCCGGGCUUCCUGUUCCCCAGGUUUACGGAUACUCGCCCACCGCGGACAACCCAACGCGCACAGAGUACAUCUUCAUGGAGUGUAUGCCUGGUACAGAUUUGGGCGACGUUUGGCACGACCUCGGGAAGAAGGAGAUCGCCUCUUUCAUGCGAGAGUUAGUGGACCUCGAGGCGAAGAUGAUGGCGCUCGAGUUCCCCGCAUGCGGGGGUGUGUACUUCUCCGAAGACCUCGCGAAUGCCCCCGGGCCCGCUGUCCGCGGUAUCAAAUUGAAGGAUCCCCGCUUCUGCAUCGGUCCAGAGUUGGACAUUUGUUUUUGGCAGGGUCGAAGAGCGGAGCUUAACGUUGAUCGAGGCCCAUAUGGCACCGUGGAAGCUGUUUUAACAGCCCCGGCCGAGAAGGAGCUCGCAUAUUUGCGUGACUACGGACGCCCGCUCCUACCACUGAACCGCUUCAAGCGAGAGUACUACGACUUCCAGCCUCAGCUGCCAUCGGACCACGCGAACAAUUUGCGUGCGUACCUCCGCUUGAUCCCUUUCCUGACCCCGCGCGACCCAGCGCUCGGCCGCUUUUGCCUCCGCCACCCGGAUCUCAGCCCGAGGAACAUCAUGGUCGUGUCGUCGCACGAUGAUGCCAGCAGGCCCACCGUGGUCGGCCUCAUAGACUGGCAGUACACAACCGUCCGGCCGCUGUUCCUCCAGUCCAGCGUCCCUCGUUCGUUCGACAACUCCGACGAUUCCGCCUCGAGGGAGAUGGUCCGGCCGAGGCUCCCGGACGACUUCGCCGACCUCGGGGAGAACGAACAAGAGGAAGCGCGGGAGCGCUACCGUCGCCGUCUCGUGCACUACUACUACGCGGGACACACGCAGGUCAGCAACGACGACCACACGGCGUCGCUGACGGAGCCUGGGAACGCGCUCCGCGGUAACCUGUUCUACCACGCUGGCCAGCCGUGGUGUGGGGAGCCGCACGAGCUCAAGGCGACUCUCGUCAGAGCGGCGGGGUGGUGGGACGUGUUCUCUGGACCCAGGGGCGCGCCGUGCCCCGUCGUCUUCGACGUGGACGACGUGGCGAGGACGACGAAAAGAAGCGCUGAGAUUCAGGAAGCGGACGGCCUUCGGGGGUCGGUUCGUACGAUGCUCGGGGCAGCGGGACCUGACACGGAUUGGAUGCCGGCGGAGAGGUACGAAGAGUCGAUGAAACGCGCGGUUGAGCUGAAGCAGCUCAUGCUGGAGGCCGCGGAGUCGGACGAGGACCGGGCGCGGAUCGAGGCUAACUGGUACUUUGGCGACUUUGACGAAGCUGAGUAUGAUUUGUAG